AUUAUUUUGCCUAAAUAAAGUUUAUAUAGUUUAUAUUUUCUUUAGUUUUAUUUUUUUUAAUAAUUACAUGUAAGGUAAAUAACUGAAUAUAAUAUUGACACUUUUAGAACCUUUCACCUUUAGAUUCAUGUUUAAGCUGUUCAUAGUUCAUAGUGCGGUCUGGUGCGGUCCGGUGAGUGUAGUGAGAGUUGGAGCAUGAUAAUUAGAUAACCUCAAAAAUGAAGCGGUUUGUCGUGUAGAAGGCAUGCGCGUAUUCUGCGUAAAAUAAUUUGCGUUUCAAGCGGCGUAGAAUAUUUCAGGCAAUUUCAGGACUUACGGAGAACAAUCAUACAGUGUGUUGUACUCUGUUUAAAUUAAACCGUUUUAAAUUAAAACAAACAAAUUAAGGCGAACGACUCUAAGCGUCUAAGCGCAACAGUGAGGUGGAGCAAACGAUCAUGAACUGCUUCACUGUUCUGCCGUUUAAAUACCAUGCAGCUUUAAACAAAAGUCUAAUAGAGCACUGCUUAACACGAUUUAUACCCGUGUGCCAAGCCAGAUUCUAUGUCACAGAGAGCGAAAGUCGUUACAGACAGCGUCCUGUCAGUCCAAACGAGCGGACGCAAAGGAAACCAUUGCGGAUACGUAUUGUGCAAAAUUUCAAACACACACGAAGAAAAGUGGAAGAGAUAAUCGAGAAGGAAAACAUCUGGACAAUACCUAAUCUGCUGUGCAUGGGUCGCAUCGUAACAUCGCCAUUUCUAAGUUAUCUGAUCUUGUCGCAAGAUUAUCAGUAUACCAUGGCACAGAUAGCGCUAUGGCUACUCGCGUUUGCAGGACUGAGUGAUUUAGCUGACGGCUGGAUUGCGCGCACCUGGACGUCGCAGGCGUCCAAGCUCGGGAGCUUCUUGGAUCCGGUCGCGGACAAAUUGCUCGUCGGCACUCUCUUCCUAUCUCUGGCGUGGGUCGGUCUGAUACCGGUUCCGCUUACCUGUCUCGUCGUCUCGCGCGACGUUGUUCUAGUGACCGCUGCGUCUUACAUCAGAUAUCGUUCCUUGCCUCCACCAAAAACCUUGGCGAGAUAUUUCGAUCCCACACACGCUACCGUACAAUUGGCGCCGACCCUGACGAGCAAGCUGAAUACUGGGGUACAACUGUCUCUCGUUGCUGGAACGUUGGCCGCUCCAGUUUACCAUUUUGUAGGCCAUCCAAUCCUGCAAUGUCUAUGUUAUAUUACGGCAUUCACCACAAUCGCUGGUGGCAUCAGUUAUUUGUUAUCAAAGGAUACGUAUAAGUUUUUGACGAAAAAGAAAACACCGACGCGAACGUCGCCUUAGCCACCCCAAUCUGUAUAUUAUUAUGUAUAAUAUUGUAUGUUUGUUGAAAUUUAGAUCGUAUGAUGUAUAUUACUUCCUUUUGUACUAUUAUGCUCACUAUAUCUUAUGUAAAAAUUAAUAUCCUGUAUGUAUAAAGUUUUGUAAAGUACAUUUAGAAUGAUAAACUCAAUAUUUUUAUUAUGGAAAAA
Monomorium pharaonis (pharaoh ant) is the source of this 1504-nucleotide messenger RNA. It is a transcript of the gene CLS, whose product is annotated as probable cardiolipin synthase (CMP-forming). The transcript has 4 exons. Lineage: Eukaryota; Metazoa; Arthropoda; Insecta; Hymenoptera; Formicidae. Bases 438 to 1316 code for a protein of 292 amino acids. The record is from RefSeq and is a predicted model, not a curated record. Gene Ontology annotation, molecular function: cardiolipin synthase activity. Gene Ontology annotation, biological process: cardiolipin biosynthetic process. Gene Ontology annotation, cellular component: membrane; mitochondrion.